This is a messenger RNA of Brassica oleracea var. oleracea, 1526 nucleotides long. Its product is annotated as probable beta-1,3-galactosyltransferase 10. Gene Ontology annotation, cellular component: Golgi membrane. Bases 236 to 1285 code for a protein of 349 amino acids. Lineage: Eukaryota; Viridiplantae; Streptophyta; Magnoliopsida; Brassicales; Brassicaceae. Gene Ontology annotation, molecular function: hexosyltransferase activity. The record is from RefSeq and is a predicted model, not a curated record. The transcript has 12 exons.
CGGAAUCAUGUCGGGAUAACAAAUCUCCGAACACCACAAAAGAAAAGAAAAAAACGGUUCCUCUUUACUACAAAAAUCAAAAUCCGAACAAGGAAAACAUAUUUAACAGAAACUUCAACAUCUGUUACUUCUUUGUUUCCUUUCCUUCUUCACUUUCUCUAUCCUGAAUCUGAAUUCGUCGUCAACUCUCUUGCCUCCGAUCUCUCUCUCUCUCUCUGUCUCGCCGUGGAUCGAGAUGGAGAGCUUACCGACGACUGUAUCGUCGAAAUCAGACAGGAGAGGAAGGUCUUCCAAGUCUCAGAACACAUCCAAGCCUUCUCUCAUCAUGGCCUUCUUCUCUUGUCUUGCUUGGCUCUACGUCGCUGGCCGGUUGUGGCAAGAUGCGCAGCACAGAGUAGCACUCAACACUGUGCUUAAGAAAAAUUUAGAACUGAGGCCUAAGGCUCUUACGGUGGAUGACAAGCUGAUGGUUCUUGGAUGCAAAGAUCUUGAGAGGAGAAUUGUGGAAACUGAAAUGGAGUUGGCACAGGCGAAGAGUCAAGGCUAUCUUAAAAACCAGAAGAGUCUUUCUUCUUCUUCUUCGUCAGGGAAGAAGAAGAUGCUUGCUGUGAUUGGAGUCUACACAGGCUUUGGGAGUCACUUGAAGCGCAAUAAGUUUAGAGGUUCUUGGAUGCCACGAGAUGACGCUUUGAAAAAGCUUGAGGAAAGAGGAGUUAUCAUACGCUUUGUGAUUGGUCGGAGUGCUAACCGAGGUGAUAGCUUAGAUCGGAAAAUUGACCAAGAAAAUCUUGCAACUAAAGACUUUUUGAUUCUUGAGAAUCACGAGGAAGCUCAAGAAGAGUUACCAAAGAAAGUGAAGUUUUUCUACAGCGCUGCUGUUCAGAACUGGGAUGCAGAGUUUUAUGUCAAAGUUGAUGACAACGUUGACCUUGAUCUUGAGGGGUUGAUUGGGCUACUUGAAAGCCGCCGUGGUCAAGAUGGUGCGUACAUUGGGUGCAUGAAGUCUGGAGACGUGGUUACUCAAGAGGGAAGUCAAUGGUACGAGCCUGAGUGGUGGAAAUUUGGAGACGACAAAUCGUACUUCCGUCAUGCAACUGGUUCGCUUGUAAUACUCUCCAAGAAUCUGGCUCAGUAUAUCAAUAUAAACAGUGGAUUGUUGAAGACAUAUGCGUUUGAUGAUACCACCAUUGGAUCUUGGAUGAUUGGUGUCCAGGCAACAUAUAUAGAUGACAACCGCCUUUGUUGCAGCAGCACAAGACAAGAAAAAGUGUGUUCCAUGGCAUGAUCACUGCGUAGCUGGUCCCUUGUCUCACCAACCAAAUACAGCGGGUUUUUCAUCACAUCCACACUUUGAGGAAGUUCUUGGAGCUGACUCCAAAUUUAUAGUUCUUUUUGGUACAAUGAAAGUAUGAUUAGGCCAUUCAUUUACAGUUUGUGAUUAGUGCAUACCCCUUGAGCUUUGGAGUAAGAUAAUGGGGGAAAUGGUAUAGCUGUGAAUUAAGUAUUACUUUUCUUGUUCGUCCGUC